AUGGAUGCUCAAGAAGAUUAUGCAAUGCCGGGAAAAAGUCUGUCAUACGGAUAUUGGGCCACUGCAGUUCACGACCAGAAAUACAUUGCAGCCCGAAUGUAUCGUGAACUUCGUGGUAUCCAAACUGAUGUUAACUGGAAGAAUGUUUUGUACCACAAUGGAGCUAGACCCCGUGCACGGUUUAUGUUAUGGAUGGCCCUCCAUGGAAGAAUUGCAACCAAGGAUAGAUUGAUAAGGUUUGGUAUUAAUGUUGGUGAUAACUGCUGUUGUUGGUGUAAGAAACAUGAGACACUUGAACAUUUAUUUUUUGAAUGUGACACCACCCUAAGAAUAUGGAUGGAUCUGCUAGCUUGGUUGGGGUUCUAUAGACAACCAGCUGGAUGGAGGAAUGAAAAAGAUUGGCUCAUCAAAGAAACAAAAAAGAAAGGAUGGAGAAAUCAAAUCCUAAAGAUUCUAAUAGCUGAAACGAUAUACGAGAUAUGGCGAAGGAGGAAUGAAAUUAUUUUCUCCAAUAGCUCCACUGAUAAUCUUGUGGAGAGGAUCAAAACGAAUACUGUGGUGCGUUGUACUAUGCAACGGAAAUUAGGGGGCAUGUGA
Messenger RNA from Vicia villosa (hairy vetch), 597 nucleotides. RefSeq lists its product as uncharacterized. The transcript has a single exon. The record is from RefSeq and is a predicted model, not a curated record. The coding region runs from base 1 to 597 and encodes 198 amino acids. Lineage: Eukaryota; Viridiplantae; Streptophyta; Magnoliopsida; Fabales; Fabaceae.